CCUCCCUCCACCCUGGGAUCCCCCCUUCAGGCCGCUGUCCGCCCCGCCGCCGGGCUGCUCUGCCCAGUGCGGCGCGCCCUCUGUCUGGUGCCAACCUCACCCGCCUGGGCGCAUCUGGCCGAUGAGGGUCGCCGGCUUCCUCGUCGCGGGCCGCCUCGGUCGUCGCGGAGGCCCCAGACGGGCUUUUGCGCUGGCAGCGCAGUGGCUAUGUAUGUAGUAUAUUAUAAACGCACGGCCGCCGUCCGUGACGCCAUUUAGUUAUAGUGAAUCCCGUUUGAUCGUGCCCCCAAAAAGUCAUCCUGUCCGUCUCUGUGGUGUGGUGGUAGAGUUGUUCGCCAGACGGCUCACCCGCAGUCUUGCAUCGCGCGCCGUCUCUUGCAUAGACAUCACUUCACCCUCUCUUACCAAAACGUCCACAUCUCUCACCCUCCUUUCCUCCCCUCUCCCCUCAGCAUCAAACCUCGCUCAAAUCCGCCACCAUGCCUUACGUAUCCUCUGCACGCUACGGCAAGGACAAUGUCCGCGUCCUCAAGGUCACCCGCGACGCCAGCACCGGCAUCCAGUACGUCACCGAGAUGACCGUCUGCUGCCUGCUCGAGGGCGACAUCGACUCCUCGUACACGCGCGCCGACAAUAGUGUCGUCGUCGCCACCGACUCCAUCAAGAACACCACCUUCAUCAUGGCCAAGCAGCACCCCGUCACGCCCCCGGAGCUCUUCGCCUCCAUCCUUGGCAACCACUUCAUCCAAAAGUACAACCACAUUCACGCCGCCAAUGUUCGCGUCAUCACCAAGCGCUGGAAUCGCAUGGACGUCGACGGCAAGCCGCACCCCCACAGCUUCAUCAAGGACGCCGGUGAGACCCGCAACGUCGAGGCCCGCGCCAGCCGCCGCGACGGCAUUGCCAUCACCAGCUCCAUCGCCGGCCUGUCCGUCCUCAAGAGCACUGGCUCCGCCUUCCACGGCUUCGUCCGCGACGAGUACACCACCCUCCCCGAGACCUGGGACCGCAUCCUCGCCACCGAUGUUGAUGCCCGGUGGAAUUGGAAGGUCUUCCCCGACCUGCGCGCCGUCGAGCGCAGCAUCCCCAAGUUCGACCGCGCCUGGGAGGCCGCCCGCAACAUCACCCUCAAGCUCUUUGCCGAGGACAACAGCGCCAGCGUCCAGAACACCAUGUACAAGAUGUGCGAGCAGAUCCUCGAGGCCGUCCCCGAGGUUGACAACGUCGCCUAUGCUCUGCCCAACAACCACAACUUUGAGCUUGACUUGACCUGGCACAAGGGCCUGAAGAACACUGGCGAGGAUGCCGAGGUCUACGUUCCUCAGUCCAACCCCAACGGCCUCAUCAAGUGUGAGGUCUCUCGAGAUGGACGGAACCCCAACAUUGUUAGAGCCAAGAUUUAGAGCUGUCAACAUCACAUCUGCCACGGGUACAUAUUUCGCAGUCCUAGACCGCAAAGUCUGUAGUAUAGCCUAUACAACGUUUAUCGCAAUACCACUGGGGUUUUAACAUG
Molecule: messenger RNA, 1513 nt
Organism: Purpureocillium takamizusanense
Lineage: Eukaryota; Fungi; Ascomycota; Sordariomycetes; Hypocreales; Ophiocordycipitaceae
Product: Factor independent urate hydroxylase
Exons: 3
Coding region: 480-1403 (307 amino acids)
Biological process (GO): purine nucleobase catabolic process; urate catabolic process
Cellular component (GO): peroxisome
Molecular function (GO): urate oxidase activity
Source: RefSeq, a predicted model, not a curated record